AUGGCCAGUGCGCCCCCCCCUUCAUUGCUCCACAUUACGUGGGAGUGUUGUGGAGCGUUUGGGGCUGAUGACUGGAAUUUAAACAUUUAUUUCAAUUGCACGGAUUCUAACCCGAGUCGAGAGAAGUGCGGAGUGCCCUUUUCCUGUUGCACCAAAGACCCAGCGGAAGAUGUCAUCAACACACAGUGUGGAUAUGAUAUUCGAGCCAAAACUGAUGCUGAGCAGAGGACCUUCAUCUAUAUCAAAGGCUGUGUGCCUCAGUUUGAGAAGUGGCUUCAGGACAACUUGACCGUGGUGGCAGGGAUCUUUAUUGGAAUAGCAUUAUUGCAGAUAUUUGGGAUCUGUUUAGCGCAAAACCUUGUCAGUGACAUUGAAGCUGUCCGGGAAAGUUGUUUGUUUACCUGAAGCUGCAGUGGAUUUCCAGAGGCAUGAAGAAUGCAUACGGACACUUCACUUUGGAUUCCAGCAAGAAAGGGACUCAAGUGAUUGAAUGCGUCCAAAAACAGAAUUGUUUACAGGUACACAACAAUGAGGAGUUUAACAUGAAGAAACGGGGUGGACAAUAUAUCAGUAUUAGAGCAAAACCUGGAGAGAGCGAUUUUUUUUUGCUCAAACAAGUGGUGAGCCUCCAACAUGUCUUGAGUGAGGAGUAUGUGGACCUCCAAAGUCACAGUGAAGUGUAAAGAAGACGUAGAUAGCUUUAGGUGCUAAUAAGGCCAUAGGUAAAAGUCAUUAGUGUACAUGAAUCAAAUUGUGAUCUUAUUGUGCCAUAUCGCCACACAUAAAUCAGAUUUGGCAAUUGAAGUUAAAGGUGCACUAUGUAACUUUUUGGUUGAGGGUUGUUUCAAUGGAGAUGUCAUUGCUCUGCCAGCUGUACACAGCUGUAACUUUAUAUGCAUUAAUUUACAGGUGGUUUUACUGCUCAAAAAUACCUAGAAAAACUGGAAUUCUGACUGUGAGUGGGGUUGCCUCUCCGCAGAUCUGACCUGUAACAUGGUGUAGUUUGGUUUCCAUGAAGAUAGAAUGGAUUAAUGCCAUACUGUGAAACAUUUCAGACAAUGCAAUAACAUCUCCAUGGUGAAAAGCAUUUGAUGGACCUCCCACCAGAAAAGUUACACAGUGCACCUUUAAGCCAACUCAGACUCUUUGCCAUGAUGAAGGAAUUAUACUUUAUAAAAUGUAUUGAAUUGUAAUGUUUUUAUGCUUUAUUGUUGAUACACAACAGCAGUUUUGAGUACUGCAUGUAGGGGUUGUGUAGGGAGAAAUAGUGGUUCUGACAGUGCACUGCAUGCCUGUGGUCUUAGCGAGGACUUUGGCUUUACUGUAUUUUUCUUCUUUAAGUAGGAUGAAUGGGCUUGUCUGCAAUCUGUGGGAGAGCCUAUUUACAAAUUGUGUAAAAUAAUUUAUCAAAAUAUUAUAAACAACUUAACUAAGGAUUAAAUGCACUUUAUUUUCAUGUAGAAGACAACAAAAUUGUUCUAGUCACUGACAGUUUUACAGAUAGCCACUGGGGGGAGGAGUUUCAAAAUUUUCAAAGUAGCCUUGAGCUACUGUUCUGUAUUGCCCCAUGGUCUCCUUCAAAAAGGGUUUCAGUAUCUGCAUUUAUAUUUGCACACUGUUCACUAUUGUUCAUUGUCAGUAUAUGUUAUAGCUCCUUUAUAUAUUUUCAUGUGGGCAAACAGUGAAGAUGAUUUCAGUACUUAAGAGUGCGCCCACCUUAUUAAUCAUAUUAGGUGUGCUUCACAAGGCUACGCUACCAAAAAGGGUAUGUUCCUCAUGAAAUGGUAUUACUUUUUUUAUGUUUGCAAAUUUUAUGAUUUGAUUUAUGCUUUGACCAGAUUAAAUGAGCAUCUUGACAAUGAAGCUUUGCUAAAUGGCCACUGGCUACAGUCCACAGCAUUUCACCAGUUUUCUCUGAAUCACCAAACACAAAGGAAUAGAAAGGAACCCUUACGUAGCCUACUACAAUCACAAAUGAACCUGGGCUGCCAGAGCCUUAACCUGCAGAUAGAGGAGACAUGCAAGUUUUUCUCAUUUUCAUCAUAUGGACAGGCCAUGUCUCACAUGAAAGCUCAAAACCUCCAGCAUUCACUCACUGAGCUGCAGAGGCUGCACUAGCACUCAUUCAUGAUGGCUGCAGGUGUAGGGGUUAAAUAGUGAAGAUUCAGAUCAGUGAAAGUGCUUUUUUAGGUUUAGACCUACUGGAUUUUAGCAUUGAAACUGGCAACCCAAAUGAGACUCAUGUGAAAUUCAUUCUGUUUACUUAUUCGAUAAUCAUCAUGAGAACCAAAAUGUUAAAUUAUAACAACAAUAUAUGAGGCAUGUGCAAUGCUUUAUAAUUAAUAAAAAAAAAAAAAAAACUGUAUUACAAUUGUUAUCAGUAAAAGCUAUAUUUGAGAACAUAUACCUUGCUGCUGAGUACACAAGCAGGUCACGUUUAUGAAAUGUAAAAUAAAAAUCUUGCAUUAAGUUCCUUUUAAGAGUUUGCAUAAGAAUAAGUAAUCCAGAGGCUCUGAAGUGAAGAUGACUGCUUGCAUUGUAACAUCUAUGACCACUCUGUGCCAUACAGUGUUCAAGGUUGUGAUUGUUUCCACUUUAUUUUGUUGCAAAUGUGUAAAUAUUUGGAUUGUGACCAGUUGUAAAUAUGUAACUCAAUAAAUGUGCAUCUUUGUUAACAUCAA
This is a messenger RNA of Boleophthalmus pectinirostris (great blue-spotted mudskipper), 2681 nucleotides long. Its product is annotated as tetraspanin-5. NCBI's taxonomy places the organism in Eukaryota, Metazoa, Chordata, Actinopteri, Gobiiformes, Gobiidae. The transcript is spliced from 7 exons. The record is from RefSeq and is a predicted model, not a curated record. The coding region runs from base 1 to 405 and encodes 134 amino acids. Gene Ontology annotation, cellular component: membrane.